AUGAUGAGCGCCAUGGAAAUCAUAGACGACUCAACACAGAUAGCACCCAUCGUAUCCAAUGUUCAGAGCAGCUCUGGUCUUUCCAUCUCUGUUCAUCCUUUAGUCUUGUUGAAUAUCUCUGAUCAUUACACACGCACCAAAUUGCAGAACCCCACAGCGAUUGAGAAUGGUCGUAUGUAUGGUGCAUUAUUGGCUUCUCAGUCAGGCCGUGAUGUCGAUAUCAUCAACUCAUUUGAGCUUCCAUUAUCAACCGAGCAAGACGGUAAUACAGUGUUGGACAAGGCAUUCCUGCUUUAUAAGCUGGAGCAAUUAAAGCAAGUGUUUCCGAAUCUUGACUUUAUGGGCUGGUAUACACUCGGAUCAUCCCCUUCCGAAGCCGAUUUGAAGCUUCAUGAACAGUUCCUUCAAGUGAGUGAAUCAGCCUUGUUUUUACAGAUGGAUCCCAUGGCAUUACAGGCAACAGGAGCAGCCAAAGAAUUCCCAGUCGACAUUUACGAGUCUAUCAUUGACAUUGUGGAAGGAAAUACCAGAUUAGCCUUUAUUAAAUCAACCUACAAAGUGGAAACUGGGGAAGCUGAAUGUAUAGCUGUGGAUCAUGUGGCUAAGCCCAGCUCAUCCAGUGCAGAUACUGGCCUUGGGAAUACAUUGAUUGCUCAUUUGACUACCCAGAGAAAUGCGAUUGCCAUGUUGAACGCCAGAAUCCAGUUCCUCCAUCAAUAUCUUCAGGAUACUCAAUCUGGUGCCAUACCCAUUGAUCAUGAUAUCAUCCGCCAAAUCUCUAGUAUCUGCAGAAGAUCCCCUGUAUUGGAGAAAUCAGCAUUUGAUGAACAGUUCAAGACGGAAUACAACGAUGUUUUAUUAGUAGCAUAUCUUGCUUCCAUCACCAAAGGGUUAAACACUGUCAAUGAUCUUAUUGAUAAAUUCAAUCUGGUCAAUGGAGGUCAUGGUGCGUCAAACAACAAGCCCAUUUCAGUCAGUAAAAAGGGAAGAAGAAUUCAUAUGGCAAGAAAUUAA
Messenger RNA from Mucor velutinosus, 1014 nucleotides. RefSeq lists its product as uncharacterized. Gene Ontology annotation, biological process: protein deneddylation. NCBI's taxonomy places the organism in Eukaryota, Fungi, Mucoromycota, Mucoromycetes, Mucorales, Mucoraceae. Gene Ontology annotation, molecular function: metallopeptidase activity; protein binding. The coding region runs from base 1 to 1014 and encodes 337 amino acids. The transcript is spliced from 8 exons. Gene Ontology annotation, cellular component: COP9 signalosome. The record is from RefSeq and is a predicted model, not a curated record.